GGCGACUGGGAGUCUUCGGCUGCGCGCGCUGCACAGCUUUUCCGUUUGAAGGACACCGUGGCAUCGCUCUAUGCCUGGGGUUUACUGCCAAGGUCGACCUUGAAAGAUAUCGUGGAAGCGCUCAAGAAGGAAGUCGAGGAGCCCUCAAAGAUGGUGAUCUUGGAUCCCAUCGCCGGAACAGGACUACACAGUGUGCUGCUUCGGCAGGCGGGCUUGAAGGUCUGGUGCGCAGACUCGGUUGAUGGGGGCUCCACACAGACCAGCGGAGCGGACCGACCUUUGGGACACAAACUACUUGAACCAGUGCAUGAGCACAGGUUCUGCUGCUCGAGCAGCCGCAGCUGCCGGCGCGGCCGCGGCCAAUGCCGCAGUGAGCGCUGCUGGAAAAUCUGUGGUUUGGACGGAACUGGAGAACCUAGACGUAUUCGACUCGGGUGA
Molecule: messenger RNA, 438 nt
Organism: Symbiodinium pilosum
Lineage: Eukaryota; Dinophyceae; Suessiales; Symbiodiniaceae
Source: the annotation of a GenBank genome assembly